This is a messenger RNA of Ornithodoros turicata, 701 nucleotides long. RefSeq names its product succinate dehydrogenase cytochrome b560 subunit, mitochondrial-like. The transcript is spliced from 6 exons. Lineage: Eukaryota; Metazoa; Arthropoda; Arachnida; Ixodida; Argasidae. Gene Ontology annotation, cellular component: membrane. Gene Ontology annotation, molecular function: oxidoreductase activity, acting on the CH-CH group of donors; electron transfer activity. The record is from RefSeq and is a predicted model, not a curated record. The coding region runs from base 94 to 582 and encodes 162 amino acids. Gene Ontology annotation, biological process: mitochondrial electron transport, succinate to ubiquinone; tricarboxylic acid cycle.
GUAGCCAAAGUAGCAGGCCGAGUUCUGCUUUGGUCGAAUUUCGCAUUAAGGAUCUUCUAGACCCUAUACCGUUCUACAAACAGUGCGUCAAAUAUGUCGUAUAUCAUGAGGUUUGCCAGGCACAGUCCUGCGCUUCUACGAUCUCCUUCAGCAUUCAUGACAAGCACAAGCGUGGGUGCACGCAAUCUAGGACAGGAGUUCUUUGAGAAGAACAGCAAGUUGCAGCGUCCCUUAUCACCACAUCUUACCAUUUAUGCGCCUCAGCUGACUUCCAUGCUGUCGAUUACACACCGUUUCACCGGAUGUGGCCUGGCAAUAUUCGUGUACGGCCUGGGCAUUGGACCCCUGCUGGCGUCGCAGCAGUUCCCGUACUACAUGGAAGCUAUGGCAGGAAUAUCCCCAGCCGUUACCAUGCCCAUCAAGCUCGUACUUGCCACGUCUCUAUCCUUCCAUCUGGUCAACGGAAUUCGACACCUGGCGUGGGAUAUGGGUUACGGUUUCCAGCUGAAACAGUUGUACACCUCAGGCUACGCCGUGCUUGCAGUGUCCCUUGUAGCAGGUGUCCUGCUUGCCUUCAAGUGAUCUGGACUAACGAAUCUAGGACAAGUUAUCUGGACAAUGUAGCUUCGAGAAUUUUGCAGAGGAGUCUGAAUGCUAUAUUGAAUAAAAAGGAAAACUCCAGGUUAGGUUUCUGGCUAGCA